Debaryomyces fabryi is the source of this 1188-nucleotide messenger RNA. RefSeq names its product 4-hydroxybenzoate octaprenyltransferase. Gene Ontology annotation, cellular component: mitochondrial inner membrane. Gene Ontology annotation, molecular function: 4-hydroxybenzoate polyprenyltransferase activity. The record is from RefSeq and is a predicted model, not a curated record. The transcript has a single exon. NCBI's taxonomy places the organism in Eukaryota, Fungi, Ascomycota, Pichiomycetes, Serinales, Debaryomycetaceae. Gene Ontology annotation, biological process: ubiquinone biosynthetic process. Bases 1 to 1188 code for a protein of 395 amino acids.
AUGAUUUCUGGUCGUAUUUUAUGGCAAUAUGCUGCUUUCAAUAGAUCGUUUGCUUUCAGUAGAUUUACAAAGACCAAGCCAGUGAUUACAUUACUAGCCCAUUCAAAAUGCUUUUCCACGUCUAUAAUUAAAAGAAGCACUUUUGAUGAACAACCAAUAGUACAUAGUGGUAAUAAACCUCAGAAACCAAGUGUUGAUUUAGGAAAUGAACCAAAAGAUCCUAGAUCAAGAUUUACUCCUGAAGAAUUGGAGGCAUCUCGGUUGGCUAGAUUGGCGGGCCUUGGAUGGGUAGCUAACCUUCCCGAAAAGUGGAUUCCAUACGCUGAAUUGAUGAGAAUUGAAAAACCAGUAGGGGCUUUGCUUUUGCUUCUUCCUUCUUUCUGGGGAAUAACCAUGGCAGCUUAUUCAGUAGCAGCUCCGUUAACUACAACAUUAUCAGCUAUUACUUUGUUUACAAUUGGUGCGUUUGUAAUGAGAGGUGCUGGAUGCACCAUAAAUGAUAUAUGGGAUCGAAAUCUAGAUAAUCAAGUUGCACGUACCAUAGAAAGACCAAUAGCUAGCAGAAGAGUUAGUGUUCCUCAAGCAGUUGGUUGGUUAGCCGUACAAUGUUUUGCAGGAUUAGCUGUUUUGUUGAGUUUGCCUUUUGAAUGCUUCUACUUGGGAGCGCUUUCUUUACCUUUUGUUGCUGCAUACCCUUUAUUUAAGAGAUUUACAUAUUAUCCACAAGUAAUGUUAUCUAUAUGCUAUAGUUGGGGCUGCUUAUUAGGUUUUCCUGCUGUUCAGGCGCCCUUGCUCUUAUCUGUUGCAGUCCCAUUGUUCUUAUCUAACUUCGUUUGGUGUAUGACAUAUGAUACUAUAUACGCCCACCAGGAUAAAGCUUUUGAUGUCCAUGCUGGGAUAAAAUCAACCGCUUUAGCAUGGGGGGACAAAACCAAACCUAUACUUAACAGUCUUUCUGCAGCCCAGGUCGGAUUAUUUACAACUGCUGGUAUUAUGAAUGGAAUGGGACCUGGAUUUUAUGUAUUUGGUGCAUGGGCAUUUUUAAGGUUAUUUAGACAAAUUAGAAAUGUUAACUUAGAUGACCCAAGCAGUUGCUGGAAAGCAUUUACCAGUAACAUUAAUACAGGGUAUGUCUUUUGGUUUGGCAUGGUUAUCGACUAUAUUCUAUUAUUAUUAGGCUAUCUCUAG